AUGGCAGAUGGUCGCGGCCAUCUCUUGCACGCCUUGCCGAAUCCGCUCUUUCCGAACGGCAGCCCCAAUAGUCAGAUCGCAAGCGGCCUCUUUCUGAACUCGUUUUUCGUUACCCAACUCAUCGCUGCCCAGCCGCCGUCUCUCUCCAAAACCCCGGCCCUCGGCUCUGCGAGCCAGAAUAUCCGCGGCAUGUACGGUCAGAACCACCAACAGGGGCACACCCGUAUGAAUGGCGCGCCGGCCCGGCAGCAGCCCAUGCCCAUGCUGUACAACUUCCAGCAGCAGGCGGCUCAUGGACACCAAGCCCACCCCCAACACCAUCAAGCGAUUCAACCAGACCACGGCGGCCAUGGCGCCAGCACGGGCAUCAUGGGCCAUUCGGCCUUUUCAAGCGGCGUCUUGCCAAACGCCAGCCCCUUUUCCGGUAGCGCUCUGCAGAACGGAGCCACGUCGAGGGGUGGCCAAACCCAGCAGAUCAACGAACACUGGGCGGAACAACUCCGGCUGCACAAGGAAGCCGAACGGGCACAUGCCGCUAUGACGGAGCAGCACCAACCCCACUACUAUGCGAGGUUAAAAGCGGGUGAAAAUAGGGGCAUCGGCGGCGCCGCCCUCAGCAGCGGGGGUGCGGCACCCGCUGUUGAUGGCGAGGAUGACCGAAGAAGACCGUGGAGCUUAGACAAGUCCAACAAGCGACAGGACUGGCACAACCUGGACAUGAGUGGCCAAGGGUUGCGUGUUCUUGCGCCCCCAUUGUUCCACUACGAGUUCUUGCAGGAGCUCUACAUUGCCUCCAACAGAUUGACCUACCUUCCCGCCGACAUUGGUAGGCUCCGCCAUCUCCGCCUCCUCGAGGCCUCGAACAACCUCAUCUCGGAGCUUCCGCCCGAGAUUGGCAUGUGCACUAACCUCAAGUCGCUCCUGCUAUUCGACAACCAGAUCCGCGAUCUGCCCUAUGAGGUCGGUUCGCUGUACCUCCUGGAGAUGCUUGGCAUCGACGGGAACCCUCUCAACCCCUCUCUCAAGGAGGAGAUCAUGGAACGCGGCACAAAGAGCCUUGUGAACAUGCUCCUUGAGCAAGCUCCAGUGCCCAUGCCCCCCAUACCGAGAAAACCGGUCGUGGUGCAAGAGGACGUGUCAGCGAAUCUUGAGCGGAUCAAGAUCCUCACCUGGAACAUACUCUGCGACAAGUAUGCAACUACUACUUUGUACGGUUACACGCCGACCGGCGCGCUGUCGUGGGACUACAGAAAGGAAAGAAUCAUGCAGGAGAUCCGUGAUCGGGAUGCAGACUUCCUCUGUCUCCAGGAAAUUGCCACGGACGUUUUCAGGGAAUUCUUCAGUCCCGAGCUCGCUCAGGAUGGUUACAAAGGGGUACAUUGGCCGAGGCCAAAGGCCAAGACCAUGUCUGAAAAGGAUGCCCAAGCUGUCGAUGGUUGUGCAACCUUUUACAAGGCCAACAAAUGGAUCUUGCUUGACAAGCAGCUCAUCGACUACGCGAACAUUGCCAUCAACCGCCCGGACAUGAAGAAUCAGCACGACAUCUUUAACCGGGUGAUGCCCAAGGACAAUAUUGGCAUCAUUUGCUUCUUCGAGAGCAGACAGACUGGAGCACGUGUCAUUGUCGCAAAUACGCACUUGGCGUGGGAACCGACGCUUGCCGACGUCAAGCUGGUCCAGACGGCCAUUCUCAUGGAGAACAUCACGAGACUGGCCGAAAAGUACGCCAGGUGGCCGCCACUCAAGGACAAGAAAAUGAUCCAGAUGCCACUCGAAGAGGGAGAGCAAAGGGCGGACGUGCCCGAGCCGGGCCCGUCACAAGAGUACAGGAACAACACCGACAUACCGCUGCUCGUCUGCGGCGACUACAACUCAACCUCGGACAGCAGCGUGUACGAGCUCCUCUCCAAGGGGCGCGUCGGGCCCAGCCACAACGACUUUGGCGACCACCAGUACGGCAGCUUUACCCGCGACGGUGUCGAGCACCCCUUCAGUAUGCGCUCCGCCUAUGUCCACCUAGACGGCACUCCCGACGAGCUCACCUUCACCAACUACGUGCCAGGCUUCGCCGAGGUCAUCGACUACAUCUGGUACUCGACCAACACGCUUGAGGUCGUGGAACUGCUGGGUCCGCCCGACCGCCACCACCUUAAGCGCGUGCCGGGCUUCCCCAACUACCACUUCCCAGCUGACCACAUCCAGAUCAUGGCUGAGCUGGUCAUCAAGGCCAGAAAGGACAAGAAAAUGGUGCCGGAGCCUGAUUUUGGAUCGGGGAACGGUGACCGGAGAGGUUGA
Molecule: messenger RNA, 2295 nt
Organism: Canariomyces notabilis
Lineage: Eukaryota; Fungi; Ascomycota; Sordariomycetes; Sordariales; Chaetomiaceae
Exons: 2
Coding region: 1-2295 (764 amino acids)
Biological process (GO): nuclear-transcribed mRNA poly(A) tail shortening
Cellular component (GO): nucleus; CCR4-NOT complex; cytoplasm
Molecular function (GO): poly(A)-specific ribonuclease activity; protein binding
Source: RefSeq, a predicted model, not a curated record